ACCUUUUACUCCCAGGAAUAUGAAUGUAAUUUUCGUGGUAGCUAUUUCUAUAUCUUCAAUAUCAGGUUUAAUAGAUUCAUACUUACCAACGAGAUAUGAAGACGUAGUUUGCGCCUGUGGUGUGGGAUACAAUGCAACGUUGUCUGCGUACUUCCCAGUGUUUGACUCUGACGACAUUGCAGAUUACACUGACAGGGCUGGGACUAAGCUGCAUUCACUACAGGAAUUUUUGGAUGGUAGAUCACCUUAUGUAACAGCAUCCAUGGACCGAGGGUUAAAUUUACCAUAUGGAACGGCACUUUGUAUACCUGAACUGAACAGACAUUACAGACGCCGUAUAAAUAUUGAGGUGCGGGACACUCAUGCAGAUCUUGAUGGCUUUGGCACCUCAAAAGUUGUAAUUUGUGUUCGAUCAGUUGCUGAUAGUUAUGACCUCGCGGUAAAUAGACCUGUUAGUCUCAUAAUUGAAAAAUAA
Macrosteles quadrilineatus (aster leafhopper) is the source of this 475-nucleotide messenger RNA. RefSeq lists its product as uncharacterized. The transcript has 4 exons. The record is from RefSeq and is a predicted model, not a curated record. Bases 20 to 475 code for a protein of 151 amino acids. Lineage: Eukaryota; Metazoa; Arthropoda; Insecta; Hemiptera; Cicadellidae.